CUUACAGGUACAUGAGACAGCACUGCAGCUAUGAGUGCGAUUUUAAAAAGGAAAUUUGAAGAAGUUGAUGGUUCCUCUCCCUGCUCUUCUGUUCAGGAAUCCGAUGAGGACAUAUCCAGCAGCGAAAGUGCAGACAGCAGUGACAGUGUCAACCCUUCUAGUUCUAGUCACUUUACACCAUCUUCAAUCCUAAAGCGAGAGAAACGCCUGAGAGCUAAGAAUGUCCGUUUCAACUGCGUCACAGUUUAUUAUUUCACAAGAAGACAAGGAUUCACAAGUGUGCCUAGUCAAGGAGGAAGUACGCUGGGUAUGUCUAGCCGUCACAACAGUAUACGCCAAUACACACUUGGAGAGUUUGCGAUAGAACAAGAUAAGUUACAUAAGGAGAUGUUGCGAGAUCACCUUAGAGAAGAAAAACUGAACUCACUCAAACAAAAGAUAACCAAAAAUGGAACGGUAGAAUCAGAAGAAGCGAAUAUCCUAACAUUGGAUGACAUAUCUGACGAUGACAUUGAUUUAGACAACACUGAAGUAGAUGAAUAUUUUUUUCUGCAACCUCUGACUACCAAGAAGCGAAGGGCAUUACUGCGAGCAUCUGGAGUAAAAAAGAUUGAUGUGGAUGAGAAACAUGAGUUGCGAGCCAUCCGUCUAUCGAGAGAAGACUGCGGCUGUGAUUGCAGAAUAUUCUGUGAUCCAGAAACCUGCACAUGCAGCCUUGCAGGCAUAAAAUGUCAGGUGGACCGUAUGUCUUUCCCAUGUGGGUGUUCUAAAGAAGGUUGCAGCAAUACAGCUGGUCGAAUUGAGUUUAAUCCCAUUAGAGUACGGACUCACUUUCUACACACAAUCAUGAAACUCGAGCUAGAGAAAAGCAGAGAGCAGCAAGCAAAUGCAGUCAAUGGUUGCCAUGGAGACAGCAGCUCACUUUCAAGCUCUAUGGUCCACCCUGUGGAAUAUCCCAUUGGAGAGAGUUUUGAAAUUGAAACUGAGCCUCAAUCUGCAUUGAUGCAUUUUCAGUCCUCUGAUCAUUUAGAUUGUAAUGACGAAGAGGAUGAUGACGGAAGUAGCUAUUGUAGUGGAGUCACAGAUUCCAGCACACAGAGUUUGGCAGCAACUGAAUCUGAUGAGGAUGAUGACGAAGAUGACGAUGAUGAUGGGGAUAAAUCGGAUGAUUUUGGAGAUGCAAGAUCAUCCCAUGAAGACAGUAUCACUGUACCUUCUGUUCUGUGUUAUUCAGACAGCAAUGCAAUGCAUGAAAACCAUUUAAAAAAUGCUUCAUAUUACUCAAACUCUUCAUCAUUGUAUUAUCAAAUAGACAACCAUAAUUCUGGUACCACAAACCAGAUGUCCGAUACCUAUCCAGAGAGGGACCCUAUAAAAAAUGGUACUUUUAAUUUGGUGCCUUACAGCAUAAGAGCUGCAGAUCAAUAUGUUGACUAUUCAAGACCAACUGAUGAAAGUUACACCACCUCUCAUUACACUACAAACCAAUCUGUGAUAGUGUGCUGCCCGUCUUCUGAAAAUGAUAACAAUGCAACUUGUAACCCUUUAUAUCAGGAACACAGGUCAAGUCUCCCGCAAGUGGGGUUUCAUUCAUAUCUUAAAAGCUCCUCGCCUGACGGUUUUGUUGCCAGUUUAAAUGGGAAUGCUCAUCCUGAGCUGCUAAAGGAAAGCUCCCUAAAACUUUCAGAAACAAGUAAACUUCAUGAGGAUUGCAUUAAAUCACCUGUUGUAGAGACUGUACCUGUUUAAUGGUUUGCACUUGACAAUUCCUCCAAAUGACUAUAUUUGAUUGCGAAUUAACUUACUACAAUCAUACUGUUUUAUAAAAACAAAGAUAAUAAUAGAAGGAAGGUGAUAUCCUUUCUAGAUAGGUUUGGUUGAAUAGUUUAUUUAAUAAUGUAACUUAUUUCAAAACAAUGUUUUAAUAGGAAAUGUUGAUUUACAAUAAGUUUAGUCUUUGUCAAUUUCAAAGUAGCCUUGUAUCAAAUGACGUGCAACUUGCCAAACCAGCUCCAAUACAUUUAUUUG
Molecule: messenger RNA, 2028 nt
Organism: Bombina bombina (fire-bellied toad)
Lineage: Eukaryota; Metazoa; Chordata; Amphibia; Anura; Bombinatoridae
Gene: CSRNP3
Product: cysteine and serine rich nuclear protein 3
Exons: 4
Coding region: 31-1749 (572 amino acids)
Biological process (GO): regulation of transcription by RNA polymerase II
Cellular component (GO): nucleus
Molecular function (GO): sequence-specific DNA binding; DNA-binding transcription factor activity, RNA polymerase II-specific
Source: RefSeq, a predicted model, not a curated record